Messenger RNA from Syzygium oleosum, 1960 nucleotides. RefSeq names its product ninja-family protein mc410. Lineage: Eukaryota; Viridiplantae; Streptophyta; Magnoliopsida; Myrtales; Myrtaceae. Gene Ontology annotation, cellular component: nucleus. The transcript is spliced from 3 exons. The record is from RefSeq and is a predicted model, not a curated record. Gene Ontology annotation, biological process: negative regulation of DNA-templated transcription; jasmonic acid mediated signaling pathway. The coding region runs from base 248 to 1657 and encodes 469 amino acids.
CAGCCAUUCUUUCUACUGCAGUUCCACAACCAGACUUCUCCUCUCUCCUCUCUUCUCUCUCUCUCUCUCUCUCUGAAUCGCACCAGGUUGGCCCCUAGGGUUCGGAUUCGGACUCGCGUCUUCCCCUCCGAUUUCGAGGUAUCGAUGCCCCAAUUAGUGAAUGCUGCGUCAUGAUGUCGGGAUAACAAAGAAUAACUGAAGGAUUCUGAUCCCCAUUGCCCUAGAAAAGCACUUCCUCCCUGAUAAGAUGGAGGACGAGAAUGGCCUUGACCUUGGUUUGGGUCUCUCCUGUGGUGGAUCUGCUGGCAAGCUUAAGGGCAAAAGUGGUACUGGUACCUCGGAUUCGACGGCAGAAGAUGAUAGGGGGAGCAGAAUAGUUGGUGACUUUAAAGAUUUUCUACAUGGUGGUUCACAAAAGCAGGACUCUGGAGCUGGAUCUCAAAGUGAUUCAGCAAAACCUCCAGAAAACUUCUUCAGUGAUCUUUCAAAGGCAUCCAGUGAUGCAGAUGCUUCUGUGAAUUUGAGUGGAAAAGGACCAUGGGUUGCUGGGAUCUACAGGCCCUCUGAAACGAAUGGAGAAAACCAGACAGAGACGAGCAAUAAAAGGAGAAUGCCUUUUGAUGAGAUAAAUUAUCCAAAUAAGCAUGGCAGAGAAGUUGGUUAUGGCAAUGUGCAUGACAAGCCUAAAAGUUCGUAUGUCUCCAUAGCAACAGAAGAUGGUUCAGCUGCUGAUAAUGAAGAUGUGGCAGAUUCAGAAGUUGAGGGUUCAACCUCAAGAUUGGCCCAACACCAUGAUGACAGCUCUAAACGGUUCAAUCCAGAGCUUGCUAAAGAAGCUCAUGGGUUCUCUGAUUGUAGGACUGCGGAAUUGCAAAACCAGAAGAGAUUUCAUGCUCCAUCAGAAAAUGAGUUCAAACUGAACCCAGGUUAUGGCGUUCCAUUCUCUAUCCAACCGAUGAACAUGGUAAAUGGGUCCCACUCAGUCACUCCAAGGGACUCUAACUCUACAGCUGCACCAGGCACACCUGGUUAUCCACCUGCCGGAGUUAUACAGUCUGUGACUCCAGCUAAUUUGCCAAUGAUGUUUGGGUACCCACCAGUUCAACUUCCGACAAUGGAUAAGGAUCACCCAUGGGGGUUGGUUCCUCAUGCUCAACAGCUGCAUUCUUCAUACACAGGCAAAGUUCCACCUAACUUAGCCUCCAAUCAAGUGGUUUCUCGCACUUCACCUGAGGUUGCCCAAUAUGGUGGGAGGAUGCCCGAACUAGUCAAAGGUGAGGAGAAACAGCACAGGUCCGAAGAAGGUUCCUCUACUCGGACCGAAGAAGAUGCGAAGGGAACAGCUGAAGUCUUUUCCAUCGACUUCCCUGCCAUCAAGCCGGGUAUUGCUGCGGAUGUGAAAUUUGGUGGAUGUGGUUCCUAUCCGAAUCUCCCUUGGGUUUCUACUACUGGACCUGCCCCAAAUGGCAGGACCAUUUCAGGUGUUCCUUACAGAUUCAGUGCGAACCAAAUCAAGAUCGUUUGUGCUUGUCAUGGUUCUCACAUGUCCCCUGAAGAGUUUGUCCAGCAUGCAGCAGAGGAGCCUGCUAAUCCAGAUGGUGGUGCCGGUUUGUCAACAUUCCCAAACAACAAUCCUGCUGCCUCUGCUCAGAGCUGAAGCUGUACCAGAGAGCCCCCUGUUGGCUGAUAUCUCUGGCCUCUAAUCAAGGAAACGGGAUGUGGCUUUGUAUAUUAGUGAGAUUCCCUCACUUCCUCGCUAAUUUACCUCUUUGGCGAUGUACUUUUUAGCCUACUUCAUUAAUUUCUGCAGUAACCUGCUUCCCUAGUUUCUGUAUGUAAUAAUGUUCUGGAAUCUAGAAUCGUGUUCUUGUUAAAUAGUAAUAUUUUAUAGUUUGGAUUCCGCAUUAUGUAUUUUGAAUUGAUUUCAUCUAUCGAAAGAUCUGUUAACUCUGACUUGAUA